This is a messenger RNA of Triticum aestivum (bread wheat), 1031 nucleotides long. RefSeq lists its product as uncharacterized. Bases 60 to 884 code for a protein of 274 amino acids. The record is from RefSeq and is a predicted model, not a curated record. Gene Ontology annotation, molecular function: protein dimerization activity. Lineage: Eukaryota; Viridiplantae; Streptophyta; Magnoliopsida; Poales; Poaceae. The transcript has 3 exons.
GGGAAAUCAAGGUUGCUGUUGAAAAUUCAGAAAAAGACUAUUUGGUGAUCACUAAUGCCAUGAAUACCAAGAUGAGUGGGAGGCUGGAUUCUCCAUUGCACAUGGCAGCAUACAUCUUGAAUCCCAAAUAUAGUUAUGCUGACCCGAGCAUCUUUACGGAUGUGGAGGUAGUGGCUGCGCUUAUGGAAGUCAUGGAGACAUUUUAUCAUGAUGAUGACAUGAAGCAAAAUAAGGUGUUUAACAUUGGCUUCACCAAGUUUAAAAAGAAAGAGGGUAUGUUUGGGAAGGUGGCUGCAUUGAAAGCAAUGGAGAAUAACAAUUUCGAUGCCGGUGAUUGGUGGUCAACUUAUGGAUUACAAACUCCCACAUUGCAACACAUGGCCAUAAGGAUACUCAACUUGACCACAAGUUCAUCCGGAUGUGAAAGAAAUUGGAGCACUUUUGAAAUGGUAGAUGCAAAGAGGAGAAAUAAACUAGAUGUGGCCCGUAGGGACAAUCUAGUUUAUAUCCAAUUCAAUGGAAGGAUGAUUGAUAAAAGAAAGAAGUUAUCCUCUUCUAGUGAUGUUCUUCUUGGUGAAGAUGCGUCACGAGCACAAGAUUGGAUAUGCGAAGAUGCAUACAUUGAUGAUGAGUUUGAUCCCACUACGGGUGUGCCAUACAACAUCAUUGAUGAAGCAAUGGAGGAAAGCGAACCUACAGAGCUUCGUAGGAGUGCACGAGUUAGAGAACUCCAUGGAGUUGAAGAAUACGUUGAGGAUGAUGAUGAUGAAUCUGAUCAUGGGGUAGAUAUGGAGGAUGAUGAGAUCGAUUAUGAGUCCGAUGAUGAUGGGGUGAUGGCAACCAAAGAUGAUGAUGAUGAUGAUGAUGAGCCCCCGCAGCCUUGAGCCAUUCGUUGCAAACUUAUUUUGCUUGCUAUUUGUGUGCCCGAACCUUAUGUUCUUAAUCCUUAUUACCUUGACACCUAUUUCUAUGUGUGUGGCCGAACCUUGUUAGCAUGUUACUUAUUUGGCUAUUUCUAUCUAUAUAGCUGA